ACCCAUCAGGAGCAAUUUGGGGUUCGGUGUCUUGCUCAGGGACACCUUGACAUGAGCUCGACAGAUCAGGGAUCAAACCGGCAACCCUCAAGCUACAAGACGACCGCUCUACCCACUGAGCCACAAUUUUUUCAUAAAGGUUCCUCAUGUGUCUUGAAAAGAACAGCAUUCAUUUGUCAGAUUUGUGGUUUAUUUAUUUAAUUGAAUGAAUUAAAUCCUCUAAAUGGGAUCGGUUCUGGUUCCUUCAGCAGCGGACGGCAGCGUUGUUUGUUUGUAGUGUGCUGUGAGCGUCCAUACAAACACACUUUAUAUGUUUAUUUGUGGUUGUUAAAAGAACUUUCCGUCCCUGUUUCUGAUUAAACAAGCUGCAUACAGCAACAGGUUUUUUUUGUUUUGUUUUUUUGUGGUAGGGUCCUGGGUCCUGGUCCGCAUCCAGACACCAAGACCUGCACCAGCCCCGUGAACGACUUUCCAAACCGACUGUUUCCUGAGCCGCUGCGAAGCAGAUUUUACCUUACAUUUUCUUUUCUAAUCUCUCAGCACAAAGCGUACGCGCUGGUCAGUGUCGUUGGUGAUUGAUUCCUCCCGAGCCAGAGCGGAACGGUUGAAGGUUCGAGGUCUGCAGACCUCUGGUCUACAGGACAGGAACGUUGCGGUAACACAGGACCAUGAUCAGUCCACCAGCCGAGGCCCGACAGGAUGAGAAAACUACGGCCUCACGAGCUCAAAGACAACCAGCUUUUACAGAUUUCCUUCUUUCUGAUAUGGAUUAGAGUUGGUUUCCCCAUCUUCACCACACUAAUCCACAGUCCUCCGGCCUUGCUCUCUUCUUCUUCUACUUCUUCUCCUUCAUCUUCUUCUUCUACUUCUUCUCCUUCCUCUUCUUCUUCUACUUCUUCUCCUUCCUCUUCUUCUUCUACUUCUUCUCCUUCCUCUUCUUCUUCUACUACUUCUUGUUUUGCUGCUGUGUUGGCUUUUAUUGCCAGCGUUUGUAACUGGUUUCAGGUGCGAACAUUUAUUCUAUUUUUCUUCUUCUUUAGUAAAAUCUUGUUUUCUGACAGAUUUGUAUUUUCUCAGAUUAACGACCUGUGAUCUCUCAUCACUGUUUCUAACGUCAGGAUUUUACUGUUUCACUGUGAAGUGUUUAAUUCUGCUGUUAAAGGUGGACGAAGCGGCUGUGAAAUUAAACCUGAGGGGCUGAUCGAGGUUAACAAUGAGAGAGAGAGAGAGAGAGAGGUGGAGUCCGACUGCGAUGGUCGGAGAUCCUGCAGCUGGAGGCUGAGCAGCUUCCCGUCAUUCAUCCACUUUGCUGGGAUUCAGCAUCGUUGGUCGGCAGGGUUCCAGAUGAAGGUGGAGGGCUUACAGGAGGAUGGGGAGUCCAGUUCUGUGCCGUCAGCGGACCGGACAACGUGCCCCAGCUCGACCGAAUGCUGCAUGUCUCGGCUGCUGAGCGCCGUGGAGAGCGAGCUGCAGGCCGGCCGGGAGAAGGGCGACCCGACGGAGAGAGAGCUGAGGGUGACGCUGGAGGACGCCGAGCUGUGGAGGAAGUUCCAGCUCAUCACCAACGAGAUGAUCGUCACCAAGAACGGACGUCGGAUGUUCCCGGUCCUGAAGGUAAGCGUCUCCGGUCUGGACCCCAGCUCCAUGUACUCCUUCCUGCUGGACUUCGUGCCGGCCGACAGCUGCCGCUGGAAGUUUGUGAACGGGGAGUGGGUGGCAGCCGGCCAGGCGGAGGGCCGCGGCGAAGCCCGGGGCCACGGCGGGGUCUACAUCCACCCGGACUCGCCGAACUUCGGAGCCCACUGGAUGAAGGCGCCUGUGAGCUUCAACAAAGUCAAACUGACUAAUAAAGUCAACGGAGGAGGACAGAUUAUGUUAAACUCUCUUCAUAAGUACGAACCUCAGCUCCACAUCGUGUGCGUUGGCUCCCGUCAUCGUCUGGUUUCCAAUAUUUCCUUCAAAGAAACUCAGUUCAUCGCAGUCACUGCCUACCAGAAUGAAGAGAUUACAGCUCUGAAGAUCAAAUACAACCCGUUCGCCAAAGCCUUCCUGGACGCCAAAGAGAGGAACCCGGGGGGGCGGAGUUUACCAGAGUCAUCUGAGAGAGUCGGGAUUCAGUCCUGUUGGUCUCUGUGCACGGCUGGAGGAGGUGGAGCUUUUCCUUACAGCAGCAGUCUCCCUCUGGCGUCGCAUCAUCACCAUGGUUACAAGCAUCACGGUUACCCAGGGAGACACACACCUUACCCCACGGCCUACCUGCCACACCGCUCACACUCCUCAGUGUGUCUGGCUGAAGGAGUUCAGGUGUUAACAGACGGCUGGGGCAGCUCCUCCCCUCGUCCACCCUCCUCCUCCUCUUCUUCACCACCCUCCUCCUCCUCCCUUCCUCUGACCAGCAGCAUUACAUCCUCGCAGCCUCUUCCUCCUCCUCCUCCUCCUCCUCACAGCUCCAGCCAGUAUCCCUGUUUGUGGACGGUCGGAUGCAGUGAUCUAAGCCCCGCCCACUCACCCUGCGCCACUCUGCAUGGACCAAUGAGCAGCGAGAGCCUCAUGCAUCCACCUGGACACAGUCGAGUGGGUGGAGCCGGGUGGCCCCCAGGCCCCUCCCACUCUUACUGAGGAGCUGACUACUGUUUGUUAUGAUGUGUAAAUACGAUUUGUGACCAUGUGACCACUUUAAACGCGUUCACCUGUUCUGGUCGGUAAAUUCUGCUUAUUAUUAGUGAUGUAAAUACACAUCAUGUUUGUUUGACUUGUUAAACUUGGUAAAAGUAAUGGCAGGACGGGUCCUGAUGUUGAUCAUAAAACACUGAUGUUGUGGCGCCCCCUGCUGUCAGAGGGUGAAAUUUUGCUAUCGUUUUACGUCAGCUGCUGCUUGUUUUUAUGUCUUCUUGCUUCUAAUUGUUGGUGAGAAACAGACCUAAAAAGUACGAAUUAAACUGCAGAAUAAAAAAUAAAAACAGAAUUAUUUUCCUGUU
Molecule: messenger RNA, 2978 nt
Organism: Melanotaenia boesemani (Boeseman's rainbowfish)
Lineage: Eukaryota; Metazoa; Chordata; Actinopteri; Atheriniformes; Melanotaeniidae
Gene: tbx19
Product: T-box transcription factor 19
Exons: 9
Coding region: 1345-2619 (424 amino acids)
Biological process (GO): cell fate specification; regulation of transcription by RNA polymerase II; heart morphogenesis
Cellular component (GO): nucleus
Molecular function (GO): DNA-binding transcription factor activity, RNA polymerase II-specific; RNA polymerase II cis-regulatory region sequence-specific DNA binding
Source: RefSeq, a predicted model, not a curated record